Molecule: messenger RNA, 3414 nt
Organism: Camellia sinensis
Lineage: Eukaryota; Viridiplantae; Streptophyta; Magnoliopsida; Ericales; Theaceae
Product: Pentatricopeptide repeat (PPR) superfamily protein
Molecular function (GO): protein binding
Source: RefSeq, a predicted model, not a curated record
ACCGACCCACCAAAAAAAUCACCGGGCUAGUAUACGGCAUCAUUUUUGCGGGCCGGCCCGAUUCCAUUGAGCGUAUGGGUCAAUCCAAACAACCAAACAGAUCGCUAUGAGAGGUGAAGUGAUGCACCUGAAAGCCGACUCACAUGAACCCAAACCACCAACUGUCCGACAGGAAUGAGGCAGUUCUUCAAACUUCCACCCUUAAAUUCAAACUCUGGCAACAAUCUUCUUCACUUUCAUGUUUCCAAGUUCCAAUCUUUUCGUCUGUCAUUCUACUCUAACUCAUCUAAGCUACACUAUCCCAAGAAAACUGAACAAACCAACUCCAAAAACCAGUCAGAAUCCAAAAACUUUGCUUCACUCUUCGAUGAAAUCACUGAGAUUUUAGGAUCUGAGAACCUUGUUUCGGAUAAAACUUUACCUUCAAUAUCAAGAGAAAUCCAUUUGGAAAGUGCAAAGAAAAGGGAAGAACACCCAUAUUGCGUACGAGGUGUUUGUGAAAAUGCCUCUGCUGGUGUGGUGGACCAGGGAAAGGCAAAAUUACCUGUUUUGGGAGAUACCCAGUUGGGAAAUUCAGGCGAUCGUGAUGUUAGUCCAAUUGUUCAUCAGGUUACAGGGAUAAUCCGCGGUGAAAAUGGUGGUGUUCUGAUGGAGGAGCGGUUAGAAAGUGUGGGUUUUGAGUUUGAUUUGGAAGUUGUUGAGAAAGUGUUGAAGAGGUGCUUUAAAGUCCCACAUUUAGCUCUAAGGUUCUUCAAUUGGGUGAAAAUCAUAAAUGGGUUUUGUCAUACAACGAAAACUUAUAAUAUCAUGAUUUACAUUGCUGGAGAAGCAAAGGAAUUUGGGGUGGUUGAAGAGUUGGUGGAGGAGAUGGAGAAGAACUCGUGUCAAAAGGAUUGUAAGACAUGGACCAUUCUCAUCUCGCAUUAUGGGAAGGCAAAGUUGAUUGGAAAAGCCUUGUUGAUUUUCGAGAAGAUGCGGAAAUCUGGUAUGGACCCUGAUGCAGUGGUGUACAAACUAAUGUUGCGUUUGCUUUGUAAUGCUCGAAAAGCUGACAUUACGAUGGAGUUUUACAAGGAGAUGGUUCAUAACAACAUGGGUUUGGAUAUGAGUUUGUAUAAACUGCUGUUGACGUGCUUAGCACAGUCUGGAGAUAUUGCUGAUUCUCGCCUUCUUGCAGAAGACAUGAUAAAUAUUUCUAAGAUUCCCGAACAUCAUGCUUAUGCAUGCCUACUUAAGAGUUUUUGUAUUUUGGGUAGAAUUACAGAAGCCUUAGAAUUGAUUCGUGACCUGAAGCAUAAAAAUAUAACCCUUGAUGCUGAAAAUUUUGAGACCUUGGUGAAAGGACUGUGCAGGGCUGAUAGAAUUGCUGAUGCUUUGGAAAUUGUUGAUAUUAUGAAGAAAAGAAAUUCCGUUGAUGGGAAGAUUUACGGAAUCAUUAUUAAUGGGUACUUGAGGCGAAAUGAUUUGUCUAAAGCAUUUGAUCUGUUUCAAAGUGUAAAAGAUUCUGGCUAUAUACCUACAACUUCCACCUAUACCGAGUUGAUGCAACACCUCUUCAAGUUGAAUGAGUUUCAAAGAGCCUUGGAGUUGUAUCAUGAAAUUCUUGAAAAAGGGGUUGAGUUGGAUAGUGUGGCGGUAACUGCUAUCGUUGCAGGCCAUAUUUGCCAAAACCAUAUAUCUGAAGCAUGGGAACUGCUCAGGAGGAUGGAGGAGCGUGGAAUCAAGGCAACUCGGAAAUCUUAUGUUGUAUUCAUUAAAGAGCUUUGUAAAGUUUCGCAGACAGAUGAGAUUGUCGAGGUUUUGAAUAAAAUGCGAGCUUCCAAAAUAGUUAUUGGAGACAAUGUAUUUCAUUGGGUUAGAUCUUACUUGGAGAAAAAAGGAGAAAUAGAGAUGGUAGAAAAAGUGAAGCAAAUGCACGGAGCUUCUAAACUUUACCCUAAAAAGGGUAAAACAUGUAGUCCUGUUAUAUCUACUAACCAGGAGCUCAGUAAGAACUUGAAUUCCAACCAAGUAGAGCAAAAAAGGCCAGAUUCUCACUUGUGCAAAUCAUUGUCAAGUUCUUAUAGUGAUCAUGAUCUGCAAGAAAUUUGUCGGGUUUUAUCAUCCUCGGUAGAUUGGUGUUCAAUACAGGAAGCUUUGGAGAAGUGCACUGUAAAGUUCACUCCUGAACUUGUUCUGCAGAUUUUGUACAAUUGUGGGGUGUAUGGUCAUGUAGCAUUACAGUUUUUCUCAUGGGUAGGAAGGCAAGAUGGUUAUAGCAACACUGCAGAAACUUACAACAUGGCCAUGAAAAUCUCAGGACGAGCGAAGGAUUUUAAACACAUGAGAAGCCUCUUUUUUGAAAUGAGAAGAAAAGGUUGCACAAUAACAUCAGAUACAUGGACAAUCAUGAUAAUGCAAUAUGGUCGCGCAGGUCUGACAGAAAUUGCUCUAAAAAAUUUCACGGAGAUGAAAGCCAGCGGUUGCAAACCAAAUGGAAGUACAUACAAGUAUUUGAUCGUAUCUCUUUGUGGGAGAAAAGGUAGAAAGGUAGAUGAAGCUAUUACAGCGUUCCAGGAGAUGAUUUGUGUGGGUUUUAUUCCUGAUAAAGAAUUGAUUGAAAUUUUUCUUGAUUGUUUAUGCGGAGUUGGGAAGUUGUUGGACGCUAAAAGGUGCACCGAGUCUCUAAACAAAGUUGGUUUCUCCAUUCCGCUAACUUAUUCCUUUUAUGUUAGAGCUCUUUGUCGAGCAGGGAGAUUAGAAGCAGCUUUGACAUUGGUCAAUGAAGUUGGUUCAGAUCGACAUACCUUGGCUCAAUACACAUAUGGAAGUCUUGUUCAUGGACUACUACGAAAGGGACAAUUGGAAGAGGCAUUGGCUAAGGUCGAAUCUUUGAAGAAUCUUGGAAUUAAACCAACCGUCCACAUUUAUACAUCGUUGAUGGUUCAUUUCUUUGAGGAGAAACAGGUAAACAAAGCUUUAGAAAUUUUUGAGAAUAUGAAAAAUGAGGGUUGUGAACCUACAAUUGUCACUUAUUCGGCUUUGAUACAUGGGUAUAUGAACUCGGGAAAGAUUGCUGAUGCUUGGAAUGUCUUUCGUUGUAUGAAACUGAAUGGACCAUUCCCGGAUUUUAAAACUUAUUCGAUGUUCAUUACUUGUCUCUGUAGAGUAGGUAACUCUGAAGAAGCUCUGCAACUGAUUUCUGAAAUGGUGGAGAGUGGGAUUGUUCCAAGUGCCAUUAAUUUUCGAACAGUGUUUUAUGGGUUAAAUAGAGAAGGCAAACAGAACUUAGCUCAGACUGUAAUACGAAAAAAAUUGGAUCUCAUGAAAAGAAGGAAGUUCUUAACAUGAAUUAUGUCCAUAUUUUUUGCAUAUUCGAAUUGUCAUUUAAAUUGCUUGAAUUUUGUCUUAGCAUCAUGAAGUUUUUUUGUUUUU